Messenger RNA from Anopheles nili, 1617 nucleotides. Its product is annotated as RNA-binding protein Raly. The transcript is spliced from 9 exons. Gene Ontology annotation, cellular component: nucleus. NCBI's taxonomy places the organism in Eukaryota, Metazoa, Arthropoda, Insecta, Diptera, Culicidae. Gene Ontology annotation, molecular function: RNA binding. The record is from RefSeq and is a predicted model, not a curated record. The coding region runs from base 1 to 1617 and encodes 538 amino acids.
AUGAAGAUGUCAAAACUCUCCAAUCAGACCAACUCGCAGGACCCGCAGGCGGUGAACUCGAGAGUUUUCGUCGGCAAUUUGAACACAUUUCAGUGCUCAAAAACGGACGUCGAGCGGAUGUUUCAGCGUUACGGCCGACUGGCGGGAAUUUCCAUGCAUAAAGGAUACGCUUUCGUGCAGUUCACAAACCCGUUCGACGCACGGAACGCAUGCCACGGUGAGGAUGGCCGGACGGUGCUCAGCCAAACAUUGGAUGUAAAUAUGGUUGCGGAACCGAAACCACACCAAACGGGUCGAAAGCGGCAAAAUAAAUCUAAAACCGGAAACGAUUGGGAUUACUACUAUGACAGCUACUACGCCUCGACGCUGUUUGGACCGCUGCAACAGCAACCGAACGCUCAGCCUCGGCCGCUAAAGCGACAACGGUUGAUGGCCCCCAGCCGCAUGGGAAUGACGCCCAAAAUGAACGGAGCAGGUCCCAUUCUGACCCACAGCCAUGCCCAACAACAGCAGCAGCAACAGCAACAGCAGCAACAACAACAGCAGCAGCAGCAGCAACAACAGCAACAGAUGCACCUGGUGGCCCACUCGCAACAGCUGCAGCAGCAAAUGCAAGCCGUUGCUGUAGCCAGCCCCGUACAGAGCGCUUCCUGUAACCUGGCCAACUACUACUCGGCCGCAGGCAAUGGGAUUGGGUCGAGCAAUGGCGUACAGAUGACGGUGCCGAACGGGUGUAUCGGUUCGAACGGUUACAUCAACAAUAACAACUGUUUGAUGAACGGGACGGAACUGGGUGGUGUUGUUGGAGGAGUCACAGGAUGCAACAUGCAAAGCUACACCAACGGACACGUCGCUGGAUCAUUCAAAACGUACAGUAAUCCCGACACACUCAUCUGUGGCAACUGCCGGGAGCUAUUCACCGACCUGACCGAGCUGCUGGAUCACAAGCGCAGCUACUGCAAGCUCCGGUUCACCUGCAAGUGUCUCAGCGCCUCUCCGGUGCAGAAAGUUUAUCCUACCCCGCAGGCGAAGUUGCUGUGUGUGGCGUGCAAGGACUCGUUCACCAACCCGUGGGAUCUGAUGGUGCAUGCCCAGGCCGCCCACAUGGUGAACAUCUACGAGCUUGGCGAUAGUUCGACGGAGGAUGUUGGUAAGAUGGCUGGACUGGUCGGUGAUCGCACCGCUAACAGUACGCCCACGAUGCCUUGCUCGCCACCGGCCCUGGAACUCGCUAAGUUGAACGGAACGCCACCAGUCCCGAGUGUCAUCACUAACGGAGUGCACGAGCUGGAUGAGGACAAACAGGAUCAGGCUGAGGAGACACAAUCGCAGGCAAACCCCAGCUCGCCGGAAACAAGCAUGCAGGCGGCAUCCUCCAGCGAGGACAUCUGCUCGAUGAACGAUUCCCCGCUCGCGGUUGUCAACGGGAAACCGGAACCGGCGGCCCUGUUUGCCAGUGAAUCGGGUCUUAAAACCCCGGCCAGGGCGUGCAUCAUGACGGCACUCAGUAUAGACACCAAGUCUAACGCGGACGCGGCUGUAGCACUGAAGAUGGUCUCGUCGACGAUGGGCAUCACGAUCAGUAACGGUGCGACUGUUGCGGCUAUGACGCAGUAA